GCUCAGACACCUCGUGUAUGGUGCAUUCAUACCUGAGGCCCUUCUAGGUUAGUGGAUGAAGAUAAGAGGGUUAGGCAAAGGGUUUUUUUGCAGGAGGUUCUGAUUUCGGAGUGCUUCUUGUGGGAAUGGUUUGCCAAUAGCCGCUCAUAUCUGAUGUGUUAGUCGUGCUGCUGACCCGUGCACAAUGCACAGGACAGGUUGAAGCAUGGCGUUCAUGAGUACCUUGGUGUGCUGACAUGAUACCACAACCAGAUAUAAAUUCAGGGGAUGAGCUGACUCCAACUCAGCGGUAUCAUGAAAAACUACACAAAACAUUCUAGUGCUCCUCAAGAUAUAAAAAAGGGUACAGUCUCGCUACGUGUAGUGCCCGAUCCCAUGUAAAUACCGACAUGCAGCUCCGUCGGGACCAUGGCCAUGGAUGGACUUGGACGCUGACUCUGACUCGACUGAUACGACCGAUGUGGAUCAAUCCUGGAAGGGCUACCCUCAGAACCAGUUCAGGAACUGGACUCCAAGACAAGUAGAGGAAAGUAAGAUGUUCGAAAAAUGUUCCAAGGACCAGUCUAGCACUAUUUACUGGAUGGAUGUGUAUAACUCCGAAAACGUCGCCAGGAGGUUUACCAUCCCAGAUAUGGAAAAAGACAACCGUGGCACUACAGUGCCGACUCAGGAUCAGGAUGAGUUUUGGGAUAUGUUACAGAAAAACCGACCAGAGGGGAUCCGAGUGCGAUCGUUGUUUGUGGAUGAUUUGACGUCACCGGUCUUGCGCAUGCUAGGGACAAGAUACAACAUUGAACCGUUCUUUUUCACGUCCUCCCUCAAUUGGAUACCCUCACGUUAUCAGGAAGCGCCUCGUCAUAGAGAAGGAGAUCAUAUCACUAUCACCCUGCCAUUUUUACGAUCACAAAAGAAAUCACCAACUGACCCUAAACUAUUGGACUCUAAGACUGAUACUCUGAUCGAUAUCCAGGCUCCUUUUUCGACAGGCGAUGGCCGUAUGCUCUUCAUUGAUCUCCUCGCAAUCCACAUGGUCCGCCACGUGAAAGAAAGCACUAUCAUAUCCUAUCAUCCCGAAUCUACAGGGCUGCGAACAUCUGGGAAGCACCUCCGCUCGCUCAUACAGCUCGUGGGGAAAAGUGUGUACUGGCAAAAAAUAUUUGACAAGUCCAAAGACCCGACAUUUCUCUUCCUCGCAUUUUUAUGGUAUGCGCUAUAUGAAUGGGAUGAGUCCCUUGAUUCGCUGUACCGCUAUGUUAGCGAGCUGGAAUUACAAGUACUGCAUCUGGAUAAUAUCGCACUCACACAUGACCUUCAUGUUCUUGAAGCGCGUCUUUUACACUAUCAAUCACUCCUCCAUGGCUUCGAGGUAUCAGUUAAGUUUAUCGAGACGAACCCCAAUCCGGCCAUGGAGGGUGUUACCGCCGAAGAGCGUAUGGAGUCUGAUGCACUUAUGAAGAAGGAAUGCAACAAUCUACUCAGCGAAAUUGAUCGCCUGGAAAGGCGACGGAUGAUGCUGAGCAGUCGACUGAAGAAUGCGAUGGAACUUGCCUUUGCGAUCGUCAAUACUGAGGACAGUAGGCGGAUGCAGAGGUUCACAUACCUCACGAUAGUCUUCCUACCAGCAAGUUUUAUUGCGUCUGUCUUUGGGAUGAACGUUAUAGAGAUCGACAAUGGGACACAAACACUCGCUCACUAUGCGAUGGCCACCGUUGUCCUCACUCUUUUAACGAUUUACAUCAUCAUCAUGCUUCAGAAACAGAACAUCGUCCACAGACGCGAGGCGACCUUGCUGCAGCGCGCAGUGUGGCCCAUUCAUUUACUGUGGUGGAUCAUUCCCCCUCUACAACAUGUGUGGGUGUCACAGUACAAGAAAUCGCUAACAGAUGACAUGGCGUGAUGAUAUGGAUCCAAACAUAUACAUACUCACAGUAACAUACCCGUAAAAUAUUUCAUGCUACAUUCACUGUUUUUUGGCGGAAGGAUAAUCAUAGCGCCUGGAAAUCACAUCUCCAGCGAGACGGGAA
This is a messenger RNA of Suillus plorans, 2024 nucleotides long. Its product is annotated as cora-like Mg2+ transporter protein-domain-containing protein. Lineage: Eukaryota; Fungi; Basidiomycota; Agaricomycetes; Boletales; Suillaceae. The record is from RefSeq and is a predicted model, not a curated record. The transcript is spliced from 9 exons. Gene Ontology annotation, molecular function: cobalt ion transmembrane transporter activity; cobalt ion binding; magnesium ion binding. Gene Ontology annotation, biological process: transmembrane transport; metal ion transport. Bases 419 to 1897 code for a protein of 492 amino acids. Gene Ontology annotation, cellular component: membrane.